This is a messenger RNA of Anopheles funestus (African malaria mosquito), 3356 nucleotides long. RefSeq lists its product as uncharacterized. The coding region runs from base 257 to 3259 and encodes 1000 amino acids. NCBI's taxonomy places the organism in Eukaryota, Metazoa, Arthropoda, Insecta, Diptera, Culicidae. Gene Ontology annotation, molecular function: nucleic acid binding. The record is from RefSeq and is a predicted model, not a curated record. The transcript has 2 exons.
GGAAAUCGUUCGACACCCCAGACGCGUGGACAGGCCUGGCACGGCGAAAAGUGCUAGUGCGAAAUGUAGGAGAGUAGGAUCGAGACUGAUCGAGAGUAGGAGUAUGGAAAAAGCAACGAGUGAAACAAGUCGAUAAAAGGACAAGAAAUUUUUAGAACCUGCGGAAGCGGUUAUCAACGAAAUCUUGUCUACAAAAUUCUAAAAAUUUCUUCGCUGAGGAAAUAAUAAACUACACGUAUUACUACACGAGGUUAGGAUGGAUGGAAAGAAGAAGUGCCAGCAAUGCAACCGACCGGAGGAAAGCGACGCCACGAUGGCACAAUGCUGCCUUUGUACGAAGAUGGAACAUAUGGAGUGUGCAGGACUGAAUUCAGCCGAUUUCAACGAUCCUACAUUUCGGUAUGUAUGUACAAAGUGCAAGGUAAGGCAGGAAACCACGGCCGCAAAGUUCCGCGAAGAUCGGGAAGCUGCUGGAUUAAAACCUUCAACGAGGAGCAGGAAAGUGUCAACGACCUCGACGGCGAAACGUAGUGACAAAAUAGCGCCAGCUAGUGUAGUGUCCACUUGCCUCUCAGUAAACGUCGAGGAGCAGAUACAAAUACUAGAGGAAGAGAAACGUUUGAGAGUGCGUGAGAUCGAGGAGAAAAGAGAACUCAAACGCAAAGAGAAUGCAGAAUUGGCACGCCAACUAGAAGAGAAAAAAAGGCUAGCCAAAGAAGAAAGUAUCCUUCGGGAGAGAGAGCUGAAAGCCGAAGAGGAGAUGAAAGCAUUAGAACAAAGUGUGCGCCGCGAGGCGCUAGAGAAGAGACGCGAAUUGAUGCUGCAACUCUCACGCGCAAGCCACAUGGGUUCAGAGAGUAGCUACAGUGAAAAGGUAGUGUGCUGGCUCAACACGAGCAAAGGAAUGACUAGAGGAAACCCAGUCACAAAUAAGGACAUCCCCUCUAGCUCCAGCUCAUUGGCGUCACAGCUUAAACCCAUUGCGACAUCAAGCGCGUCGAAAAGAGGGAGUGAGAAAAAGGUAGUUUGCUGGCUCAAUACGAGCAAAGGAAUGACUAGAGGAAUCCCAGUAACAAGUAAGGACAUCCCCUCUAGCUCCAGCUCAUUGGCGUCACAGCUUAAACCCAUUGCGACAUCAAGCGCGUCGAAAAGAGAGAGAGAGAAAAUAGAAGUGCACGUGUUUAGAGAUGCGAGUGAAGCAGCUUACGCUCCUGUGGCAUAUUUUCGUCUAGAAGCCGACAGCAAGAUCCACGUAGGACUCAUCGGCGCUAAGACUAAAGUUGCUCCGUUGAAGACGGUAUCCAUCCCCAAAUUGGAGUUGAAGGCUGCACUCCUAGGUUGUCGCAUGCUCACCAAAAUAAAAGAAUACCAUUCCUUUCCGAUAAAUCAACAAUAUAUGUGGAGCGAUGCAGGAGUUUGUCUGUCUUGGAUUCGAUCGACAAACCAUCGUCGCUAUCAACAAUUCGUGUCAGUGCGAGUGGGCGAAAUCUUGACAACAACAGAUCCUAAAGACUGGCGAUGGGUUCCAUCUAAGCUCAACGUGGCCGACCUAGCAACAAAAUGGAAUGAUGGACCAGACCUGAGCAUGGAAAACCCGUGGUUCCAUGGGCCUGCUUUCUUGCAUGAGCCCAAAGACUGUUGGCCGACAAAACGUACCUUUCCGGAUACGAACGAGGAAAUCCGUGCUAGUCACUUACAUGUUGGAUCAACAGUGCAAAUCAUAGAUGUUACUCGGUUUAGUAUCUGGCGCAAACUACAUCGUUCCACUGCAUACAUCGUUCGGUAUUUGGACAACCUGCUAAGGAAAAAAGCAGGGAAAACACUUGAGCUGGAAGGGCUUAAGCAAGAUGAGUUUCAAAGGGCAGAGCAAAUAUUAUGGAAGAUUGCGCAACGUGAAGCUUUCCCAGAUGAAACCGCAAAAUUGUCCAAAACCCAGGGCACACCAGAGAGACGGCACAACACCGUUAGCAAAGCCAGUCCCAUCUACAAAAAGUGGCCAUUUAUGGACGACAAUGGAAUAAUAAGGACGCGUGGGCGAAUUGGUGCAUCUUUUUACGCGACAAAUGAAGCUAAGUACCCUGCAAUACUCCCCAAGAAUAAUCAGAUAACUUCCCUCAUCGUAGGUUGGUACCACUACAACUAUCGCCAUGCGAAUAGAGAGACUAUAGUUAACGAAAUCCGUCAACGUUUCGACAUCGCCAACCUGAGAGCCGUAGUAGAAAAGGUAGCCAGAAACUGCCCAGUCUGUAGGAUAACGAAAGCAACAGCAAGACCACCACCAAUGGCCCCACUUCCUGAAAUGCGUCUAGCAACCUUUGUUAGACCAUUUACGUACACCGGACUGGACUACUUUGGGCCGGUUCUAGUAAAAGUAGGCAGGGCAAAUGUAAAAAGAUGGGUAGCGCUCUUCACGUGCCUGACAAUAAGGGCAAUACAUCUCGAAGUAGUACACACCCUAAGCACUGACUCGUGUAUCAUGGCAGUAAAGCGUUUCAUCGCACGCAGAGGUACACCCUUGGAAUUCUGGACCGACAAUUUUACGUGUUUCCAAGGAGCGAGUAACGAACUGAAGGCAGAAAUGAGACAAAGACAUGACGCUCUCGCGCUUGCUUUUACAACUUCUCACACUAGCUGGAAAUUCAUACCCGCGGCAACACCACACAUGGGAGGUGCAUGGGAACGGAUGGUCCGGUCAGUAAAAACAGCGAUUGGUACUAUAGCAGAAGCUAACCGGAAACCAGAUGACGAAACUCUCGAGACAGUGAUGCUGGAAGCAGAAUCGAUGAUCAACUCAAGGCCCCUCACGUAUAUCCCGCUAGAGUCAGCCGAUGAGGAGUCGUUGAAUCCUAAUCACUUCCUGCUGGGGAACUCGGACGGCACUAGACACUUCCUAUCAUCGCCAGUGGAACAGCGCGCUACACUUCGAAGCAGCUGGAAGCUUGCACAACACAUUAAGGAACAAUUCUGGAGAAGGUGGCUCAAAGAGUAUUUGCCCAUCAUCACUCGUAGGUGUAAAUGGUUCGAAGAAGUGAGAGAGUUGCGAGUGGGUGAUCUCGUGCUUGUGACUGGAGACUCACCAAGAGAUCAGUGGCCACGAGGUCUUAUAGAGGAAGUAUUUCCGGGGAAAGACGGGAGGAUAAGACAGGCUUUAGUGCGUACAUCGAACGGAUUGCAUAGACGAUCAGCAGCGAGGCUAGCUAUUGUGGACGUCGUGCAGAGCAGUGAACACAAAUCAGCAUUGAAACCGAUAGCGGUGUGAGUUCACGGGUGGGGGCAUGUUACGACGGAAAUCGUUCGACACCCCAGACGCGUGGACAGGCCUGGCACGGCGAAAAGUGCUAGUGCGAAAUGUAGGA